Molecule: messenger RNA, 762 nt
Organism: Carica papaya (papaya)
Lineage: Eukaryota; Viridiplantae; Streptophyta; Magnoliopsida; Brassicales; Caricaceae
Product: LOB domain-containing protein 29-like
Biological process (GO): hormone-mediated signaling pathway; positive regulation of DNA-templated transcription
Cellular component (GO): nucleus
Source: RefSeq, a predicted model, not a curated record
AUGACCGGUUCUGGUUCUCCCUGUGGAGCCUGCAAGUUCUUGAGAAGAAAAUGUGUUAGAGGUUGUGUUUUUGCACCUUAUUUCUGCCACGAACAAGGUGCUACUCAUUUUGCUGCUAUACAUAAAGUUUUUGGUGCAAGUAAUGUUUCCAAGCUUCUUGCUCAUCUUCCAGUAAGCGAUCGAUGCGAAGCUGCUGUUACUAUCUCUUAUGAAGCGCAAGCUAGGCUUCAAGAUCCCAUUUAUGGCUGUGUCUCGCAUAUUUUUGCUCUCCAGCAGCAGGUUGUGAAUCUGCAGGCACAGCUAGCUUCUCUCAAAGAACAGGCAGCUCAAAGCAUUUUGAAUGCCUCUGCUGCUGCAAACCCUAGUGAUGAUCAUCAGAAAAUAUACUAUGGCAGCUACGAAAAGCUUCCUUUCGAUGACCAUCACGAAGAACUCGAUCAUUUCCAGAAUUUGUUUCUUCAAGGGAAUUCAAGCAUGACUACACCUCAAUUAAUUAACCAAAAUAUUUCGAGUAAUUCCACAGUUAGCCAAUAUUACGACAGCCUUAGUGGGUCUACAUUUUUCAACCCGAAUUCGAACAUGGGUAACUACAGGAGUAGUUCAGUCAUCACCGGUGAAGAUGUCUCGUUUUCGAGCUUCGGAGAGUCUUGUUUCGACAUGCAACAAGCAAAUAGUAGCAGGCAAUGGAGCUUCCAAGACACGGAUGAUCUUCAAUCCGUGGCCUUUGGCUACGGUACUACUACUAAAAAUUCAUCAGCCUAG